This is a messenger RNA of Anopheles gambiae (African malaria mosquito), 586 nucleotides long. RefSeq names its product tetraspanin-9. Gene Ontology annotation, cellular component: membrane. The coding region runs from base 1 to 444 and encodes 147 amino acids. The record is from RefSeq and is a predicted model, not a curated record. NCBI's taxonomy places the organism in Eukaryota, Metazoa, Arthropoda, Insecta, Diptera, Culicidae. The transcript is spliced from 2 exons.
AUGUGCUUUUAUUACUUUCUGCUUUCGUUCCUAGCGGUGGUGGUGCUGGGCGUUGGCUCGGUGCUGGGGUACGCGUUUCGCGAGCGCAUUGCACUCGGCCUGCAGGACCAAAUGUACGAGAGUUUGGACCAGUACGGACGGCGCCGCCUGACGACCGUGUCCUGGGACAUGACGCAGGAGGAUCUGCAGUGCUGCGGUGUGGAGGAUUUUCGCGACUGGAACGAGCGCAUACCGGACUCGUGCUGUAUGGAUGAUUACGGAGCGCGGAAGCGUCCUUGCCAGCAGCUGCAAACUUCGCUUACGAUCUACCGGACGGGUUGCUAUGAGGCGAUCACGCAGACGUUGGUGCGCAAUGGUUUGAUGCUGGGUGGAGCUGCCCUGCUACUACUGCUGGCGAUCGUACCGGCUACGGUUAUGGCAUACUACAUGUUGACUACUAUCUGAAAUGUGAGAAAAUUAGGUGCAAUAAAGAUGCUAUUCCUUACGGAAUGAUUUGCGUUGCUCUGAGUUUUGAUGUAGAUUUUAAUUGGAGUAAGUAAAUAACACGAUAACCCAAGGGGUAUUUUCCAGAGUUGGUAUAAAUUCA